AUGGCUAGACGUCUUCAUGGAGAUGGUACAGAGACUGGGAAUACUCCGAGUGAAUUUGGUAUGGAAAAGGAAGACGUGCCUCCAUCGGUACCUGCAGUGUAUCCAGGACCAGGCACAUCUGAUGUAACAGGAGGAUCAGCUUAUGUAGAAGCAGACAUCAUGCCAGAAAUAAAUCCUCCUCCAUCUUAUGACUCGGUAUUCACAAUAGCUAGUUCAAGCCAUCUGAGGUCCAACAAAUCUAAUCCCUAUAAAGAUGACAGAAAUAUGUGGGAAAAAGCUCAUGAUUGCUUUGAAAUGUCAGUCCUACAGCAGAUUAUUUGGCUCAUUAUGUUGGCCUUUUCUAUUUCCUAUAUUUUUUACGGUAUUAAAUACAGUGGCCAGUGUUACUGGAUAAAGUUUAAUGAAGACGGUGACAAGGAGGACGAAGAAAAUCUUACAACGUUUAUACGAGCAGAGGGUGGUGUCCUAUGUGCCACCAUUUGUGGUCUUUUUGCGGAGGAUUACUGUUUUUCGUGA
Saccostrea cuccullata (small rock oyster) is the source of this 516-nucleotide messenger RNA. RefSeq lists its product as uncharacterized. The record is from RefSeq and is a predicted model, not a curated record. The transcript is spliced from 5 exons. Bases 1 to 516 code for a protein of 171 amino acids. Lineage: Eukaryota; Metazoa; Mollusca; Bivalvia; Ostreida; Ostreidae.